UUCAUCUCUCCGGCAGUGUAUAUAAAGCUUCAGCUGCUCCCUCGCAGCCUGCAGAGCCACUGCUUCACUCUAUCAUGGCCAUGGCUUUCUGCAAACUUCUCAUUGUGCUGGUACUGAUCCACAACACUGGAGGUUCGCUUGGGGCUGAGGUGAGGAGCUCCAUCGUCGGGGGGCAGGAUGCUCCAAAGGGCAGCUGGCCGUGGAUGGUCCACCUAAACAUCACAUCUGAUGGUAUCAACAAGUGGCGCUGCGGCGGCACCAUCCUCAACAGUGAAUGGCUACUGACUGCUGCAAACUGCUUGGAUGAACAGCGUAAACCUAAUUUGGCUCGAUCAAUGGUUUGGGUUGGCUCACACAAUCUGCAAAAGGAGUCUACUCGUUACAUGGGUAUACUUUAUGUCAUACGUCACCCUGAGUACCGAGCCCUGAGCACUGGCUAUGUGAACGACAUCGCCCUGAUAAAGCUGAAGAAAAAGAUGAAAUUCUCACAGAACGUUGCCCCAGUGGGUCUGCCCAGCGUCGACGACACCUUCGGUUCAUCAUCUGAGUGUUGGAUCACUGGCUGGGGGAGCAUUGGGAAUGGUGUUCCACUGCCGGAUCCGGAAACCCUUCAGCAGCUGAAGAUUCCCAUCAUCCCUCAGAGUGUGUGCAAGGACAAUUACCCCGAGCUGAAUUCCAACAUGCUGUGUGCAGGGGACAUGGCUGGAGGGAAGGACGCCUGCAAAGGGGAUUAUGGCGGCCCGCUGGUGUGUCGUGCAGCCAGCGGCUUCGUGCAGGUGGGCAUCAUGAGUUAUGGGAGUCGUGAUGGUUGUGCUCUCCCAGGCAGCCCUGGCAUCUACACCCAAGUGUCCAAGUAUCUGAGGUUCAUCGACGACUACAUUCACCACGCCGAGGAAGCCUCCGCUGAGGUCUAACCGUCCUGACAACUCACCUUCAUAGCUUCUCUCCUGUGUUGAACUGUCACUCCAUCUUUCCUUUAUGCUAGUUGACAUGUACUCUGGUUUGUUCAACUAAACUCUUUGCAUUAAAGCUUUAAAGCAUCAA
Siniperca chuatsi (mandarin fish) is the source of this 1044-nucleotide messenger RNA. RefSeq names its product tryptase-2-like. The transcript is spliced from 5 exons. The coding region runs from base 75 to 914 and encodes 279 amino acids. The record is from RefSeq and is a predicted model, not a curated record. NCBI's taxonomy places the organism in Eukaryota, Metazoa, Chordata, Actinopteri, Centrarchiformes, Sinipercidae. Gene Ontology annotation, biological process: proteolysis. Gene Ontology annotation, molecular function: serine-type endopeptidase activity.